Molecule: messenger RNA, 363 nt
Organism: Diutina rugosa
Lineage: Eukaryota; Fungi; Ascomycota; Pichiomycetes; Serinales; Debaryomycetaceae
Gene: RIM1
Product: Rim1p
Exons: 1
Coding region: 1-363 (120 amino acids)
Biological process (GO): mitochondrial DNA replication; positive regulation of helicase activity
Cellular component (GO): mitochondrial nucleoid
Molecular function (GO): single-stranded DNA binding
Source: RefSeq, a predicted model, not a curated record
AUGCGGGCUCUGUUCGCCCGUGUGCAAUUGUUGGGUACUGUGGGCAACGUCUACUUCAAGGAACUGCAGAACGGUACCAAAUUCAUCCUGUACUCGCUUGCGGUCAAUCGCUACAACCCUCAAGAAGAAUCCAACAAGCAAACCGACUGGUACAGCGUCGCCGUAUUCGAUGAGAAGCAAAUCGCCACCUUUGAGAAGGUGUUGAAGCCAGGCAUGCAGUUGUAUGUCGAGGCUGACGCUAAGCAAAGACCUGUCACCGAUGAACAAUCGGGUGCCAACUACGUGUUCACUAGCUUGAAGCAGCGUUCGUUCGAUGUGGUCAGAUUUGCUAAGAGACAAGAAGACGUGGAAGAACAGCAAUGA